Beta vulgaris subsp. vulgaris (sugar beet) is the source of this 1786-nucleotide messenger RNA. RefSeq lists its product as hypothetical. The transcript is spliced from 3 exons. The coding region runs from base 270 to 1466 and encodes 398 amino acids. Gene Ontology annotation, cellular component: intracellular membrane-bounded organelle. The record is from RefSeq and is a predicted model, not a curated record. NCBI's taxonomy places the organism in Eukaryota, Viridiplantae, Streptophyta, Magnoliopsida, Caryophyllales, Amaranthaceae.
UGAAAACUCAACUUUCUUUGUUUCUUUCACCCUUUUCAUUUCCUUAUUCUUUCUGUCUUUUUCUGGGCUUAAACUUCACUGACUUGAUCUGCAAGAACAACUUUUGCAUCCCAAAACUCAUCACUCAUCAGCUGUAUCUGUAUGAAUUCAAAAGGGGCACUCAAUUUCACCUGGUAAUUUUCAUUGUUCAACAUCAAUGAGGUAGCACCUUAAAUUCUCAAAUACUAUUAAUUCAAUUUGUUUGUACAAUCUUUGUAAGAAUUAAUAAAAUGUCGAAACCCCCACAAAAGAUCAUCAGAAGUCUUCUUAAAUUACACUUUAAUGUUACACAGAUUUCUUCUUCAACCCCAAAACCCUCAGUUCAAAAUGUACGAAGAUUUUCCACUAAUUUCUCAAAUGGGUUCUCAAAUUCAGCUUCUAAAGCUCACCUAAAUCCUUGUUUUCCACCUUCAAUUUCAAGACCCAUUUCACCAAAUGUUGGUUUAUGCUCUAAAUUUAGCUCUUGCAAGUCAUCUUUUGGGGUUUAUAUUAGGAAUUAUUCAGCAGGAGAUGUUAAGGCGAAUGAUCUUUCUGCAAAAUUGCUGUUUAACCCAUUAAGGAUUAGGCAGUUUUCCACCAGGAUGCCAAGUUUUGGGGCCAAGAUGAAUGCUGGUAAAAUGAACACCAAUGUGGCUAAGAAAGUGGUUGAGAAGCCCUUAUCUGCUAUAAGCUCAACGUUUUCGCGGUACAAGGGAGCAAUUGGACUGCAAAUUGAGGGGUUCUGGAAGAGGAACUUCUUGAUUGUGGUAGGGGCAGCAGGGGUUGUAGUUUGCAUUAUGCUGUGGAGAAUAAUGUUUGGGAUUGCCAAUACUUUUGUUGGAUUGUCUGAAGGCAUGGCGAAGUACGGAUUCCUUGCUCUUUCCAGUGCCAUAGUUGCCUUUGCUGGCCUCUAUCUUCGUUCAAGAUAUACAAUCAACCCAGAUAAAGUUUAUAGGAUGGCCAUGAAGGAGCUCAAUACAUCUGCUGGCAUUCUUGAAGUUAUGGGUGCUCCUCUUGCUGGAACGGACUUGAGAGCAUAUGUGAUGUCAGGAGGUGGGCUUACAAUGUCCAAAUUGAAACCUAGGCUGAGGAGUAAGCGUUGUUUUCUUAUCUUCCCAAUACGAGGCCCUGAAAGGAAAGGGUUAGUGAGCGUUCAAGUCAAGAAGAAAGAUGGCAAGUAUGACUGCAAGUUACUAGCUGUGGACAUUCCGAUGGCAGAGGGACCAGAUCAACGUUUAUUCCUGAUCGGGGAUGAAGAAGAGUACAAACUUGGCGGAGGACUAAUUGGGGAGUUAAGAGAUCCUGUAGUUAGAGCAAUGGCUGCAUCUAAAGAGUUGGAUGAGAGAGAUGACAUUGAGGCCGAGGAAGAUGAGGAAAGAGAACAACAGGAAGCCGAAAGGAAGCACCAUGAAGAGGUAGCAAGGCUUGAGAAAGAGAGAGUCCGUUGAAUGGUAAAUCGUUCAAUUUUCCAUAAGAAUAAGAAACAGCUUCCUAUGUGUUUUAAGCUUUUUCAGGAAACUGCACACAGAAGAAAGGAAAGCAAAUGAAUUUGUAAUGUAAAUGUUGAACAUGGGUUGUCCUUGAACUUGUGCGUACUUUUCUUGGGGAAUGAUUCUAUGGAUUCUUUGGCUUGUGAGGCAGACCAUUUUCUUAAGCAGCCAUAACUCCCAGGUGUAUACAACAUUACAACUGAGACAAAAUGGUGGGGUUGAACUUUCUAGUGUUUUCUUCCCACCUGUUGGUUUGAAUGACAAAAUGUUAUUUUCUA